AUCGGGGCUGGAGGAGGGGUGCAGGAGCGAGCCGCAGGGCACACCCGCGGGUCCCACGCCCCGCCGACUGCGCAUCCUGCGGCGCCGACCUCCGCGGGGGGGAAAGGCGAGGCGCAGCGGCCGCCGAAGGCUUGGCACCGGCUGGGGCCCCGGGCGGCCGCCGCUCCCUCCGCCGCCCCACCUCUUGCCCGGCCCUCCCCACCCCGCCCCACCGCCCGCCCGCAGGUGCAACCGCGGCGGCCGCCGAGUAGGUGCGUGGGGAUGAUCUCACUCGCGCGCUCCGCGCCAGGAGGAGGAGGAGCGGGAGCAGACCCAACUUCCGGGUAGUGCAGCCGCACGCCACCGGCAUCUUGCUUUUCCUCCCCCUCCCCCCCGCUGCACCCCUCGCCUCUCCCUCCUUUCCUUUAUUCCCGGCCCCACCUGCCAAAAUGAACAGCUCGGACGAGGAGAAGCAGCUGCAGCUCAUCACCAGCCUGAAGGAGCAAGCCAUAGGCGAAUAUGAAGACCUCCGAGCCGAGAACCAGAAAACAAAGGAGAAGUGCGACAAAAUUAGGCAAGAACGAGAUGAAGCUGUUAAAAAACUGGAGGAAUUUCAGAAAAUUUCUCACAUGGUUAUAGAGGAAGUCAAUUUUAUGCAGAACCAUCUUGAAAUAGAGAAGACCUGUCGAGAAAGCGCCGAAGCUUUGGCAACAAAGCUAAAUAAAGAAAAUAAAACAUUGAAAAGAAUCAGCAUGUUGUACAUGGCCAAGCUGGGACCAGAUGUAAUAACUGAAGAGAUCAACAUCGAUGACGAAGAUGCCAGCACAGAUCCAGAGGGUGCCGCGGAGACUUGCGUCUCCAUCCAGUGUCAGAAGCAGAUCAAAGAACUUCGAGAUCAAAUUGUAUCUGUUCAGGAAGAGAAGAAGAUAUUAGCCAUCGAAUUGGAAAAUCUCAAGAGCAAACUUGUAGAAGUAAUUGAAGAAGUAAAUAAAGUUAAACAAGAAAAAGAUGUUUUGAAUUCAGAAGUUCUCGAACAGAGAAGAGUCUUAGAAAAAUGCAAUAGAGUGUCCAUGCUGGCGGUAGAAGAGUAUGAAGAGAUGCAGGUUAACUUGCAACUGGAGAAGGACCUUCGAAAGAAGGCGGAGUCAUUUGCACAAGAGAUGUUCAUCGAACAGAACAAGCUCAAGAGACAGAGCCAUCUUCUGCUGCAGAGCUCUGCCCCCGACCAGCAGCUGUUGAAAGCUUUAGAAGAAAAUGCAAAACUUGUCCAGCAACUUGAAGAAGAGAGAAUUCAGCAUCAGAAAAAGGUGAAAGACUUAGAGGAACAGCUAGAAAACGGAGCUCUCCACAGAGAGAUACGCAACCUUAAACAGCAGCUGGGGCUUCUGGAAGAAGAUAAAAAGGAAUUGGAAUUGAAAUACCAAAAUUCUGAGGAGAAAGCCAGAGAUUUAAAGCAUUCCGUUGAUGAGCUCCAGAAGCGGGUGAACCAGUCCGAGAAUUCGGUACCUCCGCCGCCGCCGCCUCCACCGCCGCUUCCCCCUCCUCCUCCCAACCCCAUCCGAUCCCUCAUGUCCAUGAUCCGGAAGCGAUCCCAUCCCAGCGGCAGUAGUGCUAAGAAAGAAAAAGCAGCUCAACCAGAAACAACCGAAGAAGUCACGGAUCUGAAGAGGCAAGCCGUCGAAGAGAUGAUGGAUAGAAUUAAAAAGGGAGUUCAUCUUAGGCCAGUGAAUCAGACAGCUAGACCGAAGGCAAAGCCAGAAUCUUCAAAAGGCUCUGAGAGUGCAGUGAAUGAGCUAAAAGGAAUACUGGGGACACUUAACAAAUCCACUAGUUCAAGAAGCUUAAAAUCCCUUGCCACUGAAAACAGUGAGACUGAGUUAGAGAGGAUUUUGCGUCGCAGAAAGGUGACAGCAGAAGCAGAUAGCAGUAGUCCAACCGGGAUAUUAGCCACCUCAGAGUCCAAAUCCAUGCCAGUGUUGGGUUCUGUAUCCAGUGUAACAAAAACAGCCUUGAACAAGAAAACUCUGGAGGCAGAAUUCAACAGUCCGUCCCCCCCAACACCUGAGCCAGGUGAAGGCUCGUGUAAAUUGGAAGGAUGUACAAGUUCCAAGGUCACAUUUCAGCUCCUAGCUCAGAGGUCUUAUUCUGAUCCAGAGCAGAUACGUGUCGAGAGAAUCCCUUCCCCUCAACUGGUUUGGCAACCCGGUUCUUCUUCUGCACAGAGAAUUGACGAAUUAUUCGGUGUCACGAGGAGCUUAAUCAUCCUUCCAGGAUUAAAUGCUCGGAUCAUCCCUCUUGAUGAUUUCUGAGCCGUCGAGGAAGAUGCUAGAUUUUCCAGGAGGUAGUAGAUAUCCUCUUCACGUGUACUUUGAAGGGGACAUUUUUAGAACCUUAUUUUCUGGUCCUCAGUCAACGGUGUGCCUUAAAUAUGGUUCCCUCUCGAGAGUGAAGAGAUCCUAUGUAAAGAGUGAUCUCUGCAGACUUGCUCUGAAAGUGGCACCCUGCCAAAGAGUAAAUCCCGCUGUUCAGUGUGCUGCGGACGGAUCCCGUGGAGGGGCGGUUUGUCUUACAGCAAAGGCAAGCUCUUCUCGGAAUUCCUCUAGCUUUGCUGUAGUUCUCUUGCCAGACGGUCAGCUGGUUUGCCACUUGAAGAAAAGGAAGAGGUGAGACAGAUCAGGUCAGCCGAAUAUUGUAAUCAUGGUUAAUUGAAACCUCGGAUUUCCUGUUCCAUCAGGAGAGAAAGAACCCUUUUCUGUAGCUGUACCUGUCCUGGUGUAAAAGGUGAAGCCUGGACAAACGAAGUGGAAAUUCAAUUUAGGUCUAUUUUUGCCAACUCGUAUUUUCUUCCACUCUUGUGUUGCUCUCGCCGGGCACGAUUAACUUUUCUCCCCCCCUCUUUUGGAAUGAAUGGACUUCUUUGCCGAUUUACAGUUUUAUCUCAUUUCAUUGUGUUUAAUUAAAAGCACACUUUCUCCUGCGGUCGUGUGUUUCCUUUCUUUUGACUGGGGUCAUUUGAACUAUUCCAACAAAAAGAUGAUCUAUAUUCAUUCUUCAUCUUUCCUAUUAAAUUUGUUCAACACCUAAUUUGACAUCAACAGUCUGGCUGCAUUUGAACCAAUACCCAGACACAAAAGCAAUUUGGCCGAGACAGGUUAGUUGCUGAGAUGUGCUUCAGCGUGCGCGUAUAGAUUUUUUUUUUUCCCUUUACCAUUUUAUACAGAUAAUCUUAAUCAGAAAAUACUGCAACUCCUUCCUCCUUUUGUCUGUCUUUUAUUCUCCAAAAGUAAGUGGAAAUUACAUUUCCAAGAAAGGAAAUGAAAUAAUUGCAGGCCCAAGGUCUGCAAAAUGUGUGUUGAAUUGACAGUGAAAAGGAUCCGUGUGUUGACAGACACAGUUGUUAGAUGCCAUAAAGGCCUAAGUGAAGCUCAAUUUAUUUCUCAUCUUGCUUGUUCAAUGACUGCUUAAGAGACACAUUUCAAUUUAAUUUAGCUACUUAAAGCACUAAUACAAAUACUCUGUGCGGCUGUAUUAACUUUUAAACUUUGUAACCUAAUGCUUGAUUAUUCAGUUCUUGACAUUCUUCAGCUGAAAUAACCAAUGCCAUGUAUUUUCGUAUUGACAGUCAUUUAGCAAGGAAGAGCGCCUUUAUGAAAAAUCUGUGUCUUAAGUAUAAUUAGGCUAUCCAAAUGAAUCUGACGAUUUUGCGCAUGUACAUGGUAAUUAUUCACUUCGCAGACAGGCACACUUCAUUUAUGUUUAAACCUAGGUUUGUUUGUUUUUUUUUUUUAAUGAGCGAAAGAAGUUUAACUUAAUGCAGUUGCGUGUAAGCUUUAAAAGCAAAAGCUCAUGUGAUCUAUCAGGAUUCCCGGAAACUGGUCUGGCUGCCAGGAAUGAGAGGGGUUAUUGUCUGUCUGGCUUCGACUAAUAAGUUUGCUCUGUUAUCCCAACCAUAAGGUAGAGGCAAACCACAUUGUCUCAUCUCAUAGACCCACAUUGUCAAAGCACUUGAAAAUCGGAUCAGCAAUCCAAAAGUGAAAUCCAAAACUGUCUCUACUCUAAUAAUUGCAUUUUUAUUUUGAUCUGUGGCCAAACUACCGUGGUGUUUCAGCCUAAUGGCUUUUUCUAUUCUUGACGGGGAAUCAAGGUCAAGGGAGGAAAACGAUCACACUAUCCUCUAAUACAUACGUUUUCUCUUUCUCUCGCUCUCACCCCUACACACACACCCAGUCCCUACCACCCUGACCCCCCCCCCCCCCGCCCUCCCUCUCCUUUGACCUCUCUGGCUGGGUAUCUCUUCCCCCUAGCCCUUUGCUUUUGCUGUCCCCUCUGCCUUAUAUGUCCUGCCCCCGUGGCUACCUGCCAUGCUGUCUCAUCUCCAUCAUUUCUUUGCCCUAAUGUCAUCUUUUCAAUAAGGCCUACCCUGACCACCCCGUUCAAAACUGUACCUCCUGUUCCUCUAAACUCUGAUUCGCCUCACCAUACUCCAUUCUUCCCCUGCUAGAAGGUCAGCUCCAUGAGGGUAGGAGUUUUUUGGUUUGGUUUUUUUGGUUUUUGUUUGUUUGUUUGUUUGUUUGGUCUGUCCACUGGUAUAUCUCAAACACCUGGGAGAAUUCUGGAAAUUCUGUAUAUACUUGUUGGACAAAUGAACAAAUGAGUCCAUUUUUAGUAUUACUAGAACAGCAGAAUAUCAAUUAAUGAGGAUACUCACUUAACCAGCAAUCCCCCUCUUCCUCAGCAGCCCCACAAGCACACAGGCUAAAUAUUAGAGAUUUUUGUUUCUCUAUGGUUGACUUCUUGUCUUUUUUAACAUUUUUUUUUAAAUGCUCAGGGGUCAUUUCCAGUCAGCUCAAUUUUGUAGAACUUCUGCGUCUUUGUACCUACACAAGAUCAAGUUAUCAGAGACAACAGCAUACCCAGUUAUAAAAGAAAGAUUCAGCUAUGCUCACUUCUGUGGCCUAAGGUGGACAGGAAGGAUUGAAAACCUACUAAGAAGGGUUUUAAAAGAAUAGAAACAAAGGUGUUUUCUGUGUAAGACCCUCACUUGAUCAGAAAAUUGUAACACCAAGCUAUUCCUGGAAAGUUUUUUUUUUUCUUUCAAUAAAUUCCUAAAAUCAACAUAUAUGUGUAUUCCAAAUAAUUGAGUAACUCCAGUCCGGUAAAUUAUAGUGCCAGAAAUGUAUGGAUUUAUUUCCUAGGGCCUUAUGGGAUGGCAAGGGAUAGCUUUAAUACUUAAUUGCAAGGAUUAAUUAAAAUUAACAUUCUUGUCACCAGCCUAAGCAGAGCAAGGGUUAUUAUUUUUAAGAAAAAAGAAGAAAAAGAAAGGAAAAGGUAAUCAAGACUUAGAGAAGCCUGAUUAUUUCUAUUUUAAUAAUAGCUUUAGAAAUAUUUGUGUCCUGUUAAUUAUUUCUAAUAAGUAUAUACUGUCUGGUAAUAAUAUCUUGAAU
This is a messenger RNA of Prionailurus viverrinus (fishing cat), 5423 nucleotides long. It is a transcript of the gene SHTN1, whose product is annotated as shootin 1. Lineage: Eukaryota; Metazoa; Chordata; Mammalia; Carnivora; Felidae. The transcript is spliced from 17 exons. The record is from RefSeq and is a predicted model, not a curated record. Bases 429 to 2288 code for a protein of 619 amino acids.